This is a messenger RNA of Fusarium subglutinans, 1689 nucleotides long. RefSeq names its product f-box domain protein. NCBI's taxonomy places the organism in Eukaryota, Fungi, Ascomycota, Sordariomycetes, Hypocreales, Nectriaceae. The record is from RefSeq and is a predicted model, not a curated record. The coding region runs from base 1 to 1689 and encodes 562 amino acids. The transcript has a single exon. Gene Ontology annotation, molecular function: protein binding.
AUGCCGAAACGUAAGCUCCCUCCGACCGAAGAACUCUCCGAACCACAAGAAGUAUCUCAGCCUCGGCCUUCAAAACGUUUACGUUUCGCAAACGUGGCAUAUAACCCACCUUCCCGCGAUAUCCUCACCACUAUAUCCUCCGAGCUUCUACUGCGGAUAUUAUCCUUCUUGUCGUCGUCAGAGUUGCUGGAUAUCUCCCCCACUUCACAGCGUCUUUACCGCCUUGCGUCGGAUCCUCAUCUCUGGCGCGAACAUUACUACGAGCGCUUUGUUCUGCCGCGCGCUUUACGCAUACCUGGAUUUAGACUCGGUGGAGCUGGCGGAACUAAGCUACAAUAUUCCUCGCGACGAGCUGUAUGGGCAGAUGGACGGAAAGGAAGAGCGCCGGAGGAUGAGGUUCUAAGGGAGAGCAAUAAGACCGAGAGUGUCGACUGGAAGAGACAGUAUAAGUUACGUCACAACUGGGCCAGAGGAAAAUGCGCCGUGGAGGAGGUCAGCGUGCGAGAUGCGCCAGAUGAGAACGGAGGACAGAAGAGGACGUUAGUCAAGGUCGUGGAGGGCAUUGCAAUAACGGCCGAUUCGGCAUCUGGACUGCGCGCGUGGGAUCUUCGAACGCGGCGACCAAUUGCGCAGCUCGACUUACAUGAGGAAAACGAAAGCGACGAUAAUGCGCCGACGUCACUUGCGGUGGACGAAAGCGGUUCUGGAACAGUUGUGGAUAUCGUGGUGGGAUUCGCGGAUGGUGGCUUUGGACUUUGGCACUUGAACCUCGAGCGACAAGAACUAUUACGGAGAUAUCGGCACGAGGAAAGUUGCAACGGAGAACUCGUCGCCGUUGCUUGUGGAUAUCCUUAUGUCCUAACAGCGACGACAGCGGGUUUAAUAUCGCUAUACACGUUCAACCGCCCAGAUGACAAAGCCUCGGACGACACUGUAAAUAGUGUCAAUGACGAAUCGCCAUCGAAAGCGACAGAGAAACCACCGAACGCGAUCCUGCCGUCUCCAUAUCUCCUCACAUCGCUCAAGUCGCACACUACCCACUUACCACUCGCUCUAUCGAUACGGCGCAUGUCGUCCUCUGUGAGCGCCUCCAUCGCCUACACCUUCUCCGUCCGAGAAGGCUGGUGUAUCGGCAUUCAGGACUUGCUGAUAACACCGUCAGCCGAUGGCUCCGGCGUCGACACAAUAACCUCCCGCCUCGCAUCGACACUCCCCAUUACAGCCUCUGGCGGUGCUGACUCUCCUCAAACCAAUGAGUCACGGUCAGGGCUUACGACUCUUUGCUACAGCCACCCGUAUCUUCUCGCCACACUGCCCGACAACACUCUCGUCCUAUACCUUUGCACGUCGACCGCGACAUUCCUAUCGUUAUCCCUGGGUAUCCGCCUCUGGGGCCACACAUCAGGCAUCUCAGAUGCGGAGAUCACACCGCGGGGUAAGGCCGUGAGCAUUAGCACGCGAGGAGACGAGAUCCGCGUAUGGGAGCUGGAGGGCCGCGGCGGAGGCAGCAGCAUCGAGGUACGACCUACGAGCAGGCAGCCAGCCGAUGACGCGGGCAGCCCUACAUCCGCGCCAAGGGCUGAGUGGGAAGACCGCAGGAACUGGGUUGGCUUCGAUGAUGAGAUGGUCAUCGUCCUCAAAGAGGCGCGAGACGGUCGCGAGAGCCUGAUGGUCUAUGACUUUACAUGA